Messenger RNA from Aspergillus versicolor CBS 583.65, 905 nucleotides. RefSeq lists its product as uncharacterized. NCBI's taxonomy places the organism in Eukaryota, Fungi, Ascomycota, Eurotiomycetes, Eurotiales, Aspergillaceae. The transcript is spliced from 2 exons. The record is from RefSeq and is a predicted model, not a curated record. The coding region runs from base 211 to 741 and encodes 176 amino acids.
CACGCGAGUCAUGUUUUCACUUGACUGAAUACUACAGAGGAACGAACGUUUCGAUUACCCAGUCAUAUGGGUCUUCUUUCUUUUUUCCCCUCCCGUACCGUCUAACUGUCCUCCUCACUCACCGGCUACGUAGGUCCCGCCACGGUGGCGAUACCUAAACGGACAUGCCUCGCCAUUCGAAAUUGGCUAAUUCUUAUCCUUUCGCAUCCCAUGGCGCUGGAAACAAGCGAACCACAACCGCACGACACUGAUAGGGCGUCAUAUCAAAAAGCGAGAAAAAGAGGGGAAUGGCGAGGAAGAUACGUCAGAAAAUCGGCCUCCACCUGCCAUUGCCAUUACCAUCUGGGAACCACCUCAAGGUCGCCUGACGUGCCCAAUCGAUCCAGAGCCGAGACCGUCGAAUUCUUGAGCUGUCUUGCCUACACCGCAGUUAGGAAACAGGAUCAAGUGGGUUCAGAUCUAGUCUGGCUUCUGGUUCGAUGCGGAGGCGGAGCGGCGACAUCAGGGGUCCAACAGUCUAACAGUCCGGCAAUCUGGCAGUCCAGAAGGGCAGGUUCGCUUCGCUUCGUCGGUUUCCGAAAUAGAUCGCUUAUUUAUCUCGAGGGUCUGUGCACGGGAUGGCGAGGCCCAGGAGUAGUCUACGUGAAGCAAACCUGCAUACCGUUUAGACGAGUUUGGCAAUUCACGCAAAACGGGUUUCGCAUGGCUGGUUGCUAUGACGUUGAAGGUUGGAUUCCUUGACUUGGGUUAGCAUGUAUGGUUACUGCAGGUUGUAGAUUGAUACCUGGCAUGGCAUGGGGCUAUUACAUCACUGCCCUACCUGUAGAACUUGGCUACAAACACUAUCAAAACCUGAUCUUAUUGUUUACUUUACGUCUAGCCUCAAGAGAGUGCACCGUAGUGGC